GCAUGGAAGAAGCGGUGGUUUGUUCUCCGCAGCGGCCGUCUCUCGGGCGACCCAGACGUGCUGGAGUACUACAAGAAUGACCACGCCAAGAAGCCCAUCCGCGUGAUCGACCUCAACCUGUGUGAACAGGUGAAACACUACUUAUGCUAAGGCUGAUUAUGGCCAGGAGUUUGUUACUCUGGACCCUAGUUAUGUAAUACAUUAGUUCCAGGUCAGGUCACGUGAUCAGGGAAAACUAAUGGUCCUAGUAAUGCUACAGUACCACUAGCUAAUACUACUAAAACGUCUUAAGGCAGCUAUAACAGUAAAUUACAUUGACAGUGGCUUAUAGCAGCUUUGGCUACAACAGAUAUUGCUACCCCUAUUGUUUAUGUAAUGCUACGUGCUAAUGCUAAGCCCUAUUGUUAUGUGGUUGGUAAUGCUACAUGCUAACACUAAACCUUCCCCCCCACAGGUGGACGCAGGGCUCACGUUCAACAAGAAGGACCUGGAGCACAGCUUCAUCUUCGACAUCAAGACCAUCGACCGCGUCUUCUACCUGGUGGCCGACACGGAGGACGACAUGAACAAGUGGGUCCGCUGCAUCUGUGACAUCUGCGGCUUCAACCCCACAGACGACGGUAACAAUGAUGCUGCACACACACGUACCACACACGUCCCUGCACAGGCUCGCAUGCACGCCCACACGAGAGGGACUCUGAGAUGUGUCUAUACAAUGUGCACAAAAUACGCACAGAAGAGAAAGAGAAACGCAGAAAGAAAAUGCAACAGAACAGAAAUAUGCAUGAGCGGAAACAGUAGUCUUUCCUCACACGUAUUAUUCUCACAUAAUGAUCAUAUCCUGGUGUAGUGUAGGUUUGGACACGGUGUGCCAAGAGGCCUUUGUUCCCAGCACAGGCCUAAUGAGGCCUAAUGAGCCAUGUCUUCAGAUGGGUUCACGUUACCAUGUUUCCAUGUACUGUAUAAUUAAAGCAUUGUGUGCUCCCCUAAACUGAGCCCCACUGCCGCUCUCUCUCCUUCUCUACCUUUAUUGUUCUCUCUUUCUCAGUUGCUCUCAUUUGUUCUCCCUCUCGCUCACAUUCGUUCUUUCGUUCUUUCUCGUGCUCGCUCGCUUACUCAGGGGAAAAGCGAGUGAGUGGGGCCCACCAAACCAGAAUGGUGGUUUAUUUAGAGUUCUACUUCCUGCUCUUUCUUCCCACCAUCAUCAGUGGGGGCCACAUACAGGGGCCUCCGGAUCUGAACUUCCCUCUCAGCUGACAUGGGAGGUACUGUUGAGUUCAAGGCCUAAAAUUAACUUUUUGGUCCACUAGCCACUGUGGCAGGUAGAUUUAAAAAUCUACCAGCCACUCAGAUUUUUUACCAGCCAAAAAUAUUUGGGGGGGCUAAAAUGAUGAGCGUGCUUUGUAAUAUUUCUAAAACAAUACAUUUAUUACUAAGAAGAAGUAAUGUGGUAUAUUAAUUGAAAUUUUAUCCAAAAUAUCACAGAUGAGACAAAACAUUUCACCUGUCCCUUUAAGGGCGUGAGGUUACCGUGGUAACGUGACUCCAGUCAUGUUUGUGCCUGUGAGAUUGAGUCUGACUAGUACAAGCCUUGUCUUCUCUUCCCUAGCAGUUGAAAUGCAAACAUAGAAAAACAACCUAGCUUGUGAACAAAACAAUGUAAGUAGCCAAGAAACACAAGGACAAAGUCUCACGUCAGUAGAAUUUCGUUUUUCUGUAAAUUAGACCAACGUUUAUGCCUGUGCACAGCGCUUCUAAAAAUGAAUCUUUCACUCUUCAUGUGCGACAGCCCCCAGCCAGGCAGUGUUGCAAUGCGAGGUGGGAUAGGCUAUGUAGGAUUCGUAGUUCUUUGACUUUGUGCGAUUUAAUUUACCAGCUAUCAAACAAAACUGCAGAAAUUCUUUGAAAACAGCUACUGGAGCAUUUAUUUUACUAUAAAUGUGAUCAUACUUGAAUAUUUGUAUUCACAAAUGCGAGUGAAAUGCUCGCCCUAUGGAGCCCUGACCACCCGCCAACGUGGCUGGUGAAAUAGACAUCUUACCCGCUAAUGCCAAAGUGGCGGGUGUUUUAAUUUUAGGCCCUGGUUGAGUUGUUGCCUGGCUAAUGGCUAUGGCUUACACUGCUUACACUGGUGUGGAACCGGAAAUGGACCCUACAAUCUGAACUCACUAUUGUAAUGCAUGUGGGUUUAAUCCGAAUAUUAGGGAACCAUUUAGAGUCCCUGGAAUGUCCUGGAUUAUGAUAUCAGCAGUACCCAGUACAUCUUUGACAACAGGGAGACCACGUAUCAAACCACAAGGUCAGCUUCACUCCUUCCUCAGUGUUGUGGCUGUAUUCUACCCUCCCUGUUAUAGUGCAACUUCAACCACAACAUAUCGCUUAUCUAUGGGCCAUUUUUGAAAUGUUGAGUUUAUUAUGGAUCCAAGCAGCGAGUUUGUCUGUCAUAAUGGCCAUGCAGAUUUGCUGUGGUUGAGCGGUGUGACUCUCAAAUUGCAGAGAGGCCUUGGCUACUUCUGUCUGUGCCUCACAAAGUCUUGCUGAUCAUACAGCACAAACAAAAGAGGGGACAGUUCAGCCCACUCCCGCGCCCAGGCGAGGGUGCACUGUGGCUGGGGAAAUGUCAGCAGGGGGGGGGGGGUGCUGGAGUGCUGGAGCAGCAGGGCUGUAAACCACCGGUGUGGGAGGGGGAGAUUAAGGAGGAAAGGGUUUUUCCCGCUGCCUGGGUGAAUCAGCACAUAAGACAGACAAACAAGGAGGUGGAGGGAUGGAGAGAGUGAGUGAUACAGUGGAUAAAGCAGGAUAGUAGUGAGAGAGGGGGCUGGGGAGAAGAGACGGAGAGAUUAAGUGAUGCAAUGUAUAGGGUGUGAUUGGGGGGGAAGGAGGAGAGUGCACAGGAUAAAGCAGGAGAAUAGUGACUGAUUGGGGAGCGAUUGAGGGAGAGGGUGCACAAGAUAAAACAGUGGAGGAGGGAGUAGGAGGGGAGGAAGAGAGGGAUGGAUGGAGGAAAGAUUCAGAGAGCAGCUGUCGUCUCAGGGUGCGCAUCCUUCAGUUCGAGCACUUAGGGAGCCACUCAAAGAUCUCUCUGUUGGUGGUUGGGUGUGUAUGUGCGUACACACUGAGGAGUGUAGGCGGGGAGCAAUGCAGCCGGAGAGUAGGUUGUGAAUAGAGCACAACCAAGCACAGUCGUCACCACACAGGCCUACAUGGAGACGGACAAGGCAGAGACCUUGAUGAAACGCUGUCUGGCAGUGGUUGGGAUUCAAAAGGCAAAACAUAGAUUUGGAUGGAAUACAGCUCAGUAUUAAUGGGUUGAAUAACAUUGGCAGAUACAAUAGCUAUUGGAAGAAAGGAAGCAUUUUUUUUUUUUUUAUGUUUCCCUAGAUUUCCCCUUUUUGUUAUAAAUUCUUAUAUAAAUGUUAUAAAAUAGUUGUAUUUCUCAUGCGUUAAUAAUUGAUUGUGAAGAUUUGAAAGGUUAUUGCGUGGUUCACAGACAUACACGUGUGUGUGUGUGUGGGAGGGAGGGAAAGUGCAUGCAUGCCAGUGUACGUACAGUGUUUGUCCUUCAAGUCUGACUCAUGACCUGUUUGUACUGGAUGUCAUCUUGCAGUAUCUCUGUCAUGUGUUCAACUCGGUAUCCAUUUCCCACAGCUCUGUAGUGCUUUUAUAGAACGUACUACUGAUUUAUGUACACAAACAAGUCAGAAAUAUAACCGUACAAACACCUACAAUAUUAUCACUAUAGAACAUGUACGUUUCGUUAAUAACUGUCGUGCAUGAAAACUCCGGUGUUGUUCUGAUGGUGUCCCCUCUUCUCCCUCCAUCUCCCCUCCUCUUUCUUCCCCACAGAAGCGGCGAAGGCUGCCCACCAGGCGGGCAGCGGUGGCUCAGUGGUGGACACACCCCCUCACCCGGGGUUGGGCGUGCUGGGGGGUCCUCCGGCCAUGCUGACCAACGUGCCCCCUCCCUACCAGCCAGUCAGCGUGCGCCACUUGGACUCAGAGUCCAGCCUGGAUGAACCCCAGGACUACCUGUGGCUGGUCAACUGUGAGAGCAAGAAGCCAGAGCCCAACAGGUGGGUGUGGAGUCCAUGAUAUGACAGUGCACCGCUGCCAUUGGUACAGAGUGGAGAGGUGUUGUGACAUUUCCCGCUGUGUUUCUCUGACAUCUAGUCUCCAUCUGGUCUCCAUCUAGUCUCCCUCUAGUCUCCCUCUAGUCUCCAUCUGGUCUCCAUCUAGUCUCCCUCUGGUCUCCCUCUGGUCUCCCUCUAGUCUCCCUCUGGUCUCCCUCUGGUCUCCAUCUAGUCUCCUGUUAUUAUAUACUUUAGGUUUGUGUCACACUUUUUAUUUAGUAUGGCGUCUUUAGCCCAUCUCUCCUCGCCUCUCUCUCCUCGCCCCACUCUCUCUCCUCUCCUCGCCUCUCUCUCUCUCUCCUUGCCCCUCUCUCUCUCUCUCUCUCUCUCCCUGCCUCUCUCUCUCUCUCCCCGCCUCUCUCUCUCUCUCCCCGCCUCUCUCUCUCUCUGGUUACUUUCCUCUGUGGUGUGCUUUAUUAGGUCUCUUGUACUGUCUCUAUAUGUUGUCCAUAUUUCAGUGCCUCUCCUCUCUUGUUGAUGUGGUUCUCUAUCUAACUCUCUCCUCCUCCUCCUCUCUGUGUGUGGUGAUGUAGCUCUGUGACUCCUCUCCCUCCUACUCCUCUUCCCCCCUCCGAGGGGGACCAGGAGUACCUCCUUCUGGGGGAGUGUGAGAGCAAAGGGGCUCCUUCUCCUCCCCAGGUUAAUCAGUGAGUCUGGAGCAGCCUGUCUAGUGUGGAGUGACACACACACACACACACACACACACACACACACACACACACACACGUGUGCAAACAGUCACACACAGGUUCAUAAACAUGCACAUAUACAUGUGGACAUGCACACAAAUACACACUCACACAUUGUAAAUAGACACAAAACUAAUCCAGCACUUACCUCUGGGUUUGAUGUGUUUGAGAAGUGUUCCAUUAAUCCAAAAUUUAGCUCCUGGCUGUUCUCAGUCAGGGAAAUGAGGAAUGAUCCAGAAUGGCUUAAUAUGUCAAUGGACCUUUGGCAAAGGACAGUGCUGUGUUUGACCCUGCAUGUUUUGAAAUUAACCACAGGAUGAAACAUAGAUCAUUAUACUGAGCCUACAACUCAAUAAGAUCUACUCAACAACAGAUCCAAUGGACCUCAAUAGUAGUUAUUGGUGGUAUUGUGACUUAACUGGAAUGGAUGUGUUGAUGUAACUCGUAUCACUAAUCUGUGUUGAGGUGUAUGUGUGUGAGAUGUUCACACACCAUUCAGCCUCCUGAUGUUAUCUGUCUCCUUGCCGUUGUCAUAGAGCCCACGCAGAGUGUUCCAAGUCGACCUCGUCGGAGACGGACCUGAACGACAACGUCCCUGCCCACCGCACGCCAACCUCCACUAGCUCCUCCUCCUCCAAGCACGCCAACGGCUUCUUCUUCUCUGUCCCGCCCCCUCACCCCGCCUCCGCCUCCUCCAUCUACGACUCCCCGCCCUCCCGCGGCGCCUCCCUCUCCACCGACCUCUCCUCUGGCCUCUACCAACUCCCCCGCUCCUAUUCCCAGGACACCGUGCUCCUCCCCAAGUCGGCCUCCACCUCCUCGCCCCCCAUCCCAGUCGACGGCGACGCCCCGGAGCUCUACGUCUUCAACACGCCCUCGCGGAAGCCCUCCAUGGAGACUCAAAUGAGGAACCUGUCGGUUAGCUACGAUAUUCCUCCCACACCAGGCAGUAACUGUACCUAUCAGGUGCCUCGAGGUCCACCAAGUGGUGGGUCUGAGGGUGGUGACGUGAUGCCUCCCCCCCGGCCCCCCAAGCCUUCACUCAACUCCCUGACCUCGGGGCACCCGCCGCCCCCCGCGGAGCGCUCGCCCACGGACACGUACUGCGUGCCGCGCUCGAUGUCGGAGACGGACGGGAACUACUGCGUGCCCACCAGCGCCGGGAGCAAGGCCCUGCGGAGCAACACCAUCGGCACCAUGGACUCAUCACGCCUCAGGAAAGGUACGGCUCAUCGAUUGAUCUUGAUUCAUUGGUGGAUUGAUUGACCCUUAUUAGUCCUGUCAAAUAAAUGAAAAACAGAGAUAUAAUUGAACGCAUUUCAUUUCACUCUCACUUUUUGCUAAGGGACGUAGGGUACCACAUCCUGUCACUACUUAUCAUGAUGCUAAGUGAUAUAGGGUACCACAUCCUGUCACUACUUAUCAUGAUGCUAAGUGAUAUAGGGUACCACAUCCUGUCACUACUUAUCAUGAUGCUAAGUGAUAUAGGGUACCACAUCCUGUCACUACUUAUCAUGAGGCUAAGUGAUAUAGGGUACCACAUCCUGUCACUACUUAUCAUGAGGCUAAGUGAUAUAGGGUACCACAUCCUGUCACUACUUAUCAUGAUGCUAAGUGAUAUAGGGUACCACAUCCUGUCACUACUUAUCAUGAUGCUAAGUGAUAUAGGGUACCACAUCCUGUCACUACUUAUCAUGAGGCUAAGUGAUAUAGGGUACCACAUCCUGUCACUACUUAUCAUGAGGCUAAGUGAUAUAGGGUACCACAUCCUGUCACUACUUAUCAUGAUGCUAAGUGAUAUAGGGUACCACAUCCUGUCACUACUUAUCAUGAUGCUAAGUGACAUCCUGUACCACAUCCUGUACCACAUCCUGUCACUACUUAUCAUGAUGCUAAGUGAUAUAGGGUACCACAUCCUGUCACUACUUAUCAUGAUGCUAAGUGAUAUAGGCUAACGCUUAGGCUAACAUACUGUGUGCAUCAUUAUAAAGGCUAAAUACACUAGCUAACAACGACAGUAUGUUCAUAACAACACAUGGCUGGUGUGUGCUGUGUUCAGACAAAGCAAAGCAAGCGUCUAAUCCUCCAAGAUAAUUUUCUUGACGCGACAGAUGUGUUUUUGAAUAGCUAAUUACAAAAACCUUUUCACAGCCGAAGAUUGCCUUGCCUCCAAGGACAUCUGGUGUAGCAAGCAGAAUUAGUGGUGUUCAGUUACCAUGCAGACAGACAACACGUACUUCAGAGUUUAGGAGAAAGCAGUUUGGCGCCUCAGUCCCAACCUCUAUACAGUGAAUGCUCCCAACCUCUUUUCUCUACUAGCAGCAGAGAAACAACACUGAGUCCUUCUCCUCAUCACCCCCUCUGGUGGUGGCCACUGGUAAUAACACUUUUGUCAACACCCCCCCCAAAUAAAUAUAUAAUAAUACGAUUUUUGUUCUUAAAGGACAAUCAUUUACACAACCAAAAGAGCAUCUGAGGUUGAAGUUCAAGAUAAAACAUUAUGCCCAGCUACAUCCGGUCCAAGUCUGUUCAUUACAUUUAACAUGAAACAGGUCUGUUGAACUAACACGAGGGCAUUUAGCAAAUGCCCCGGGAUUCCCCGUUUGUCUAGUCGUAUGUGUACCAGAGUAGGCUUUGCUUGCCUUGGCUGUAGAGUAUGGCCACCUUCCAAGUCCUAUCAUCCUGUUUGUCUCAACUCCUCCUGAAAUGCAUUGGUGUGACGUUACACAUGAUGAUCAGAGCAAGAGCAGCAACUAUAGUCCAGCUGCCGAGAUGACAGACAGACAGACUUCACAUAUCCCUGUUCACCACUUACUGUGGUUUCAAUGGUGCAUUUGUAUUCAGUUUUAAUUGAGUAUUUAACACCAUUUUGAUUCAUAUUGCUGUAGGCCCUAUCUAGACUACUAUAGUGUAGGUAUGGUGUGUUUACACUGUUUUUAAAUGCUCUGUAAUGUUUGUUGCAGAUCUUGUGUCCCAGGACUGUUACGAUAUCCCCAGGUCGUUUCCCUCUGACAAGAGCUGCUCGUUUGACUUCAACGAAAGCUUCAACAGCUACUUGGUAAGUCUUUACACGACAUGCUCAUCAAUCAGAUUAAAACGAUGGACUUAAAGGACCUCUCACAUUGAUACUGAAGUAUUGGGCUAUUAUGAUAGUUGCGUUGUUUGUAGUGCACUAAGGUGCAGAUUAAGAUAAGGGAAGCUUGUAUGCUCUCACUUCUUUUCACGUGUGUGUACGUGUUUUUGUCUUGUGUCUGUCUGUGCUCUUAUGUAGCCUACCUCUCUCUCUGCCCCCCCUCCCCUUCAGAAAAACAAAGGCAUGAUGCCAGUGGGCAGCCAGUCCAUGGAGGAAGUUGACCAGAACUACGUACCCAUGAACGCCAACUCCCCGUCCCACCACCGCUCCGGCAGCCUGUCGGGCUGUGAACCCAUCAUGGAACCCAACUAUGUACCCAUGACCCCGGGCCCGGGCACGUUAGAGUUCUCCCUGGGCAAGCAGGUUCCCCCGCCGGCCCACAUGGGGUUUCGCUCAAGCCCCAAGACCCCACCCCGCAGGCCCAUGCUCAUCAGCGAUUGUCAGCCCCCGCCCGUGGACCGCAACCUCAAACCGGACCGCAAAGGUGAGGGAGGAGAGGGGCAGGGUGGAUGGCUGGGGGGUGAGGUGGUGUGGCUGUGGAGAAGGGGAAGGGGGUGUGUGUCUUUGAAUGAGAGAGAAUCUUGAGAGAGAAUCUUGGUACGUUUGUCUUUUAUCUGUUGUUGCAUCAACGUUUUCACAACUGCUUCUCUCUACAUCCUGGCAUUCAACUCUAACUCACUCCCAUUACAUGUGCUUGGCUCAUGGUUAUGAAAGACAGAUUACAAUUUCAUUAUUUUGAAGUAGAACACGUUCAUUUGUCAUCAUUAUACAAUUCCUGUAUGGCAUCAGACAGUAGUGCAGAAUGUUGUGGCUCACCCUUCCUCUCCUCUAUGUAGGCAGUGUUCUAGAUCUCUCUAUGUAGGCAGUGUUCUAAAUCUCUCUAUGUAGGCAGUGUUCUAGAUCUCUCUAUGUAGGCAGUGUUCUAGAUCUCUCUAUGUAGGCAGUGUUCUAGAUCUCUCUAUGUAGGCAGUGUUCUAGAUCUCUCUGUAGGCAGUGUUUUAGAUCUCUCUAUGUAGGCAGUGUUCUAGAUCUCUCUCUAUGUAGGCAGUGUUCUAGAUCUCUCUCUAUGUAGGCAGUGUUCUAGAUCUCUCUCUAUGUAGGCAGUGUUCUAGAUCUCUCUGCUCAAUGUAGUCAGUGUUCUAGAGCGCUCUCCUCAGUCAGUCCUUGACAAGGCCCCAUCCUCCACCCCAUCCACCCUCCUCUCAGCCUGCUCUUUUAGUUUAGCCCGCUCUCCCCCUCAUCUUCUCUCCCUCUCACCCCAGUCAAAGGGACUUUUGUCCCAGAGUUCAGGGGGCCCUCUCUGGGGCUUUGGGGGGGGACCGGCCUGGGCCACCAUCACCAUGGAGCGGCCAGAGCGGUCACCGCUGUCCCCAUUGUCCCCCCCUCUGAAAGGGCCUCUUUGAUGGAGCAACAACCCCCUCCAGAUCCACCAUGGGACAUUUCAAUCUAGAGCGGGGAGGAUUUGAAUAUCCCACAGGGGAGGCAGACCCAAAGCAGAGGUCAUUACCAGUCACUGUCAAUGGUGGAGAAGAAAGGAGGAAUCCAUGUCAGGAAAGUUGUUAGAAAAUCUAAAGUCAGUUGCUCUCUAUUCAUGGCUUAGAGCUUUAACAUUCAGAUCAAUGACUCUUGGUUGUUUUCAUUCCAGCAUCUACCGUGGUGUCACAAUGGGAUGCUGAAUGUGAAUGGUUCAGUGUGAGGACAUGUUAGACUGGAAUGGUACUGUAGUCAUGGGGUCAUUAUGAUGACGAAGGUAUAGGCCUACAGUUAGGUUUUUAACUUGAGUGUUUCAUAACCAUGGGCCAUUCCAUCUCAAUGCAAUCUCUCUCCUCACCGAACCACAACUGCUGUCCAUCUGCUGAGUUUGGGACCUCUGUUGUCCCGACUGUGUGUGCAUGUAGGGCUGUUGUGUACUGUUGGCUUCAGGGUUACUCUCUCUAGCCUUUUCUCUGGCUCAAAGUCUUUGGUCCAAUCCCAAAUCAUAUCGACCGCUAGACCCUAUGCACUUGGUGGAAGUUUGACCAUAUUGCUUUAACAAAUCAAUUCCUCUCAGAUCUCCACAAGUGCAUAGUGAAUAGGGUCUAGGGGUCAAUGUGGGAUUGGGCCUCUCUUGCUUGGUUUUGUUCUGUGGGUGAGGUCUUGUGAGGCUGAAGCAUCUGUGGUCGAAGCCGACAAGUAGCUUCAUUUAUUCACUUUCCUUCAUUAUGGCUUUGUUAUGGGGUUCAAUUGCAAAUGUCUGCCAUGGUUUUAGCUGGGGUAUGCUGUGUUUUAUGGCUGUUGUGAGGAUUAUACAUAAGGUUAUGACUUCACUUACAUUUUUUACAUUUUAGUCAUUUAGCAGACGCUCUUAUCCAGAGCGACUUACAGUUAGAGUGCAUACAUUUUCAUACUGGCCCCCCGUGGGAAACAAACCCACAACCCUGGCGUUGCAAGCGCCAUGCUCUACCAACUGAGCUACAGCGGACCACUUCAGUGUGCUGGUGUACAGAUAAAUGUGCGCCUUUAUUUGCGUCUGCUGUUGUGGAUGUGUUGUUGCCCUCAAAAUGACUCUCUUCUCUCAGUGGAUCUUCCACGCUCAUACUAGUGCAUGUUGUUGUCUUGUCAAGUCUCUGAGGCCAACCAUGUUGCAGGGUUCUGACUAGAGGGAGUACAGCUACGACCGGAAGUUACUUUUUCGUAGCAGGUUAGGAGAAUUGACCCAGCAGGUUAGGAUAAUUAACAUAGCAGGUUAGGAGACAUAGGUUAAGGUUAGGGAAAGGGUUAGGGUUAGCUAAAAUGCCCUCCUAACCUGCUAUGAAAAGUUACUUCCGGUCGUAGCUGUACUCCCUCUAGUCACAACCAUGUUGCGUGGAGUGAGGUGCAUGAUGGGAAAUGUCGGGGUCUGCUGUUGCCAUGGAGAUAGUCCUGUCUAUACUGUAUAUACACCAAUAGGGACGAAGGAAUGGUAGGGUGGAAGUAGUGAGUUGUCUCUCAACAGUCUGUUGAUCCGUCGGCUUUGCAUGGCAGGUUUUUAUUAAAAUAGGUGUUACAAUGAUGUCAUCGUUUAUCAAUGAUGGUAAUGUGAAAAGUCUUCUUUUUUAACCAAUCAGGUCAGAGUCCUAAAAUAAUAAGAGCAAAGGGUGUUGGUUUAGAGCGAACCGACUCUCAGACCGUAGGGGAGUUCCCAAGACGACGCAAGGGUAGGUAUUACCAAACAACGACGCCUGAAACUUGGUUCUGAAUACUCAUCUCUCAUUCUCUCUGAACCUGUCUGAACUCAACGCAUGCUUCUGAAUGUUCACCUGUGACCUGUGACAUCACAUGUGGUGUCCGGUCUCAUCCAGUCAACUAACUCCUGUUCUGUUGUGUUUCUAAUUUAACAUUUUGUUCUCAUUACACGUUUUUGAACCACACCAACACCCUAAUAUCUUCUAGGCUUCUUCAGGAAAUGGAGGAGAGAUCAUAUCUCAGGAAUGUUAUUGUGUUGUCUAGUGAAAGAGCUCCACUACAUAGGAAAACGUUGUCAGUGUACCUCACCAACAACCACAUCUCAAGCCCUCUCCCUUGUUCACAGUCAAAGUAAUCAAUAGUAUUAAUGUAUAACACCAGUACAAUAGUUGUUUCUUAGGUUGCCGACACACACCAGUGAUGGACUGUUCUAACCAAUUCACUCUUGUAUUUUUAACACUUUUUGGCAUGCUCCUGUUUCGACAUGUAAUAAUAUAUAUAUACACACACACAUACAUCCCCGGUUUGCAUGAAGGGUUUUUAGAUGUCUGCGAAGUCUGUUUAGUGCUGUACUGUAGGCUGAGAAGUGUAAGUGCUGCUGUCCUGUAGACUGCAGCACCAGAUGGUGUUUACUAACCAGGCCGAGGGAGCUAUGCUGAAUGUGUUUCUAUAGCACCCGGGUUGCCAGAUUGGGCUCUGUUACGUUAACCAUGCGUGAACGGUUGGCUGUGGACAUACUCUAUAAACCUAUAGGCAAUUGAUUACAUUUUUGUAUUACGCUGAACUUCUCAUGUUGGAAUUUAGCCUACAGUUUUAGUCUUGGAAGGAGGUAUUGUGGCUUAUAGGGACCUCUGUUGGCCAAAUGAAAGCAUUACUUUCUGUAUAAUGUAAUGUAUUGUGUUGCGAUGAUGGUAUGUGAUGAGAGAGAUUGACGGUGGUGUUUGCCCCUCCCCUCUACAGCCAAGCCCGCCCCUUUGGAGAUCAAGCCCCUACCUGAGUGGGAGGAUUCAUCGGCGCCCGUCCGCUCGCCUGUCACCAGGUCAUUCGCUCGGGAGUAAGUGUCUUACCCUUUGACCUUUCGCCUCUACAGCAGCUCAGGGUCAAAGUUGCCCUUAUGCACAGAUCUAGGAUUAGUGUCACUCACCGCAUCCUAACCAUUUGGGAGUAAAACAUAAAACGGACCUUAGGUCAGUGUCAACUUAGUUUAAUUCCUUUCUACCGCAUGUGACUAUAGGUUUGGUAUUAUAUCAGAACACUAACCCUCCACGCAGUACUUUAGUCACCUCAUAACAUGUCAAAGUAGUCAUACAUGUAUGUCUUAGAAAUGUGCAUUAUUUGUAUUUUUCCAGUGAGUCAUUUUUAAUCUGCAGGGAACUCUGCAGGCUCCCAUGCAGCGCUGCUGCUGUGUGUGUGUGUGUACAGACGGUGUGUUAAACGGUGUGUGUGUGGUGCUGCUCAGUCCCUCCAGGUUCCCCAUGCCUCCCAGGCCUCCCUCGGUGCAUAGCACCGCCUCCAGCACCGACUCCGAGGACUGUGAUGAGAAUUAUGUAGCCAUGGUCUCUAAGGCAGAUGAACUAGUAUGUAACACACGUCCUCAACUACUCUCUUCUAAAAUAUUAAUUUUAAAUGAUACAAUGAUUUAUGUACAUUUUCUAAAAACUUGUCACAUUAAUAAGCUAAUGUUCCACAGUCAGUAGCCAAUGAAUUUAUUACAAUUCAAUUAAAACUUUUUUAUUCAUGGCAAAGUGCACCAUUUGUAAUGUAAUUCGUCUAAUGGCAUAUCUUAGUGUGCUGAAUAUCCAUAGAACAUCAGUAUUCAGAAUAAUUUAAAUAUACUACAUGACCAAAGGUAUGUGGACACCUGCUCUUCGAAUAUCUCAUUCCAAAAUCAUGGGCAUUAAUAUGGAGUUGGUCCCCCCUUUGCUGCUAUAACAGCCUCCACUCUUCUGGGAAGGCUUACCACUAGAUGUUGGAACAUUGCUGUGGGGACUUGCUUCCAUUCAGCCACAAGAGCAUUAGUGAGGUCGGUCACUGAUGUUGGACGAUUAGGCCUGGCUCGCAGUCGGCGUUCCAAUUCAUCCCAAAGGUGUUCGAUGGGGUUGAGGUCAGGGCCCUGUGCAGGCCAGUCAAGUUCUUCCACACCAAUCUCGACAAACCAUUUCUGUAUGGACCUCGCUUUGUGCACGGGGGCAUUGUCAUGCUGAAACAGGAAAGGGCCUUCCCCAAACUGUUGCCACAAAGAUGGAAGCACAGAAUCGUCUAGAAUGUCAUUGUAUGCUGUAGCGUUAAGAUUUCCCUUCACUGGAACUAAGGGAACUAGCCCGAACCAUGAUAAACCAUGAUAAACAGCCCCAGACCAUUAUUCUUCCUUCACAAACUUUACAGUUGGCACUGGGCGCACCCAGUUGGGGCAAGUAGCGUUCUCCUGGCGUCCGCCAAACCCAGAUUUGUUCACCGGACUGCCAGAUGGUUACGCGUGAUUCAUCACGCCAGAGAACGUGUUUCCACUACUCCAGAGUCCAAUGGCGGUGAGCUUUACACCACUCCAGCCCCCGCUUGGCAUUGCGCAUGGUAAUCUUAGGCUUGUGUUUGGCUGCUCGGCCAUGGAAAUCCAUUUCAUGAAGCUCCCGACGAACAGUUCUUGUGCUGGCAUUGCUUCCAGACGCAGUUUGGAACUCGGUAGUGUUGCAACCGAGGACAGACGAUUUUUACACCCUAAGCACUUCAGCACUCGGCUGUCCCGUUCUGUGAGCUUGUGGCCUACCACUUCGCAGCUGAGCCGUUGGUGCUCCUAGACAUUUCCACUUCACAAUAACAGCACUUACAGUUGACCGGGGCAGCUCUAGCAGGGCAGAAAUUUGACGAACUGACUUGUUAGAAAGGUGGCAUCCUAUGACGGUGCUACAUUGAAAGUCACUGAGCUCUUCAUUAAGGCCAUUCUACUGCCAAUGUUUGUCUAUGGAGAUUACAUGGCUGUGCGCUCGAUUUUAUACACCUGUCAGCAACGGUUGUGGCUGAAAUAGCCGAAUCCACUAAUUUGAAGGGGUGUCCACAUACUUUUGUGUAUAUAGUAUAGUUUGACUUCACUUCAAAUACUGUUUUUUGUUAGUGUAUGAUGAUAUUGAAAUGAUGAGUCCACAUUUUCUGUUUCUGAUAUCCCAUGUUAGUAUAGUAUACCUAGUAAAAAGUCAGUCCGUUAUCAUCCUCCUUGGCCUCCCAGCCUCAUCUUUUAUGGAGAAAUCGAUGGUUGCCACAGAAGGACUCCUCCUCGACACUUCUUCUUUCUUCACCCCCCCCCCCCCCCCCCCCCCCUUCAACCACUUGUCAUCCUGCUUUUUUGUCUUUUUCAUUUGCGCUUUCACUCUUUUCCCCCUGCAGGUAUUCAGUCCAUCUGAUGGAGAUCUCCUCUUUGCAUCUUCUUAUAUUCUUCUAACUCAUGUUCUUUUUCUUCCAUCAAUUCUCAAGGACCCUUUUUGUUGACUGGUCAGAUAUAAAUGAUUUUCCCUUGCGCAGGCUCCAUGAUCUGGUGGUCUAGGCACCAGGGUUUGAUCUCUGUCUUUCCCACUUUGUCUCCUCCUAAUUUGUCUCCACGCUGUUUCGUCUUCCCGCUGUUUCUAAUCUGUCUGAAUAUAGCAAAAAUGUCCUAAAUACAUUUCCCCCUUGGGGAGCCAUACAUUGAACAACACGAUCACUGUUUAACGUUGUUCCGUUCUCUCCUAAAGGAAAUGAUCUUAACUAUACUAAAUUGACUGAUUAACUUCACCAACAACAAAAUGGGUCAUUUCCUGCUUGAUUGCAUGUUUUCCAUUCUGUUGUUGUCUUAGUCUUUUUGACCGUUUAUUGAGAUGUUUUCCCUUAUCCUUUCUUCGCCUUGACCUAAUGUUUACGUCCUGUUGCUUUAUCACUCAUUGAUAUUUUUCCUAGUCCCCCUUUUCCUCCUCUUCUUCAUCUCCUCAGUUCCUCCUGUAUUAUUGUUUGACCUCUGACCUUUCCCUGCUGUCUCUGUAGAGAGGAGUCCUUCUACUGCACUGUCCCCAUCACCCCUGUUAAGAGGGAGAUGGAGGGCCUUGACACCGUAGAGGAGGUGAGACGGGUUGCCAAGUUUGGUUAGACAAGCUGCCUGGGUUGCCAGUUUGGAGCCUAACCGGAGAUGCCCAUAGAGCCUAUGCUCUCACUGCAUGGCGUGGGUUAUGCUGUUAUUUCCCCCCAAAACCCACUAAGAUUUCAGACACCGUCUGUAGUGGUAGUGUACAUGCUGACGUGACUUGAGGUUUGCAUAAUACCUCAAUGUGUUUAUGAUGAUAGUAUCUGUUCUAGUUCUGUCUCCAUUGUAGCUGUACUACUACUCCUCUUGCCCACUCCUAGAGUGUAGCACUAACAUUUAAUCAUGCUCUGUGAGUUUGUCAUCUUCCCCCUAUCUACACUGUAACAUGGUAUCUCCCUUGUUGAUUAGAACAUGAAGCGGGGUGCGCCCAUGACGGCGGACGGGGGGAGCAGCCCAAUGGUGAAGCCCAAAGGAGACAAGCAGGUGGAGUACCUGGACCUAGACCUGGACCCCGGCAAGUCCACCCCACCACGGAAGGUGAGACCGAUCUCUCGCUCACGCUCUCAUGCUCACGGUCACUCUCACACUCACACUUACACUAUUGAAACUGACCUGUGUGUUCCUCUCCAGAAGAAGAGUAAUGGGAUUGGUCUGGCGGUGUCAGAUGAGCGGGUGGACUACGUAGUGGUGGACCAGCAGCGGACGCAGGCCCUCAAGAGCACCCGGGAGGCCUGGAACGACGGACGCCAGUCCACAGAGACAGACACCUCCACCAAAGGGCCCAAGUGACCCCAGCUCACCCAGCUACAGCCCCACACCGCUGGGCCACAGACAUUACUCCAAGCCCAGGCUCGGCCUUCCCCUCCUCCAGACUCCCAGUGCCGACGCGAAGGGGCAGGCAGACCUCCAGGGCUGCUGAACUGUCUUUAGUUUACCCUGCUAUCAGUCAGUCUGAGGACAGAAGAGCGACAGCACAGCGCCCCUCUGUGGCAGACAGGGGGUAUGUGCCAGGAAUAAGCUGUAUGCAGUAUGGAAGCAAGUAGAAGGAUUGAUUGAUGUAUCAGUCCUCACCUGCCCGAAUGGGGACUCUGUAAAGACAUUACCACAUUGACAAAGACUUGGAGUCUGGAACACUUACUGCCUCUUAUGGUGGAUUUCAGUUGGUUGGAGAAUGACCAGGAGAAGACUUAAAGAAAACAUUUCCUUUAUGAUUAAAUCACAACACUGUAGGGCACUGUCUGGAGUCUGUUUUGGGAGAGAAUGAGUCAUCUCUCUUUCAGAAUCAGAAUGCUUAGUGUCUACUUAAUACUUUACUGCCAAGGUUGCCUAGUUUUGCUGGUAGGAAAUUGGGCCAUUUUCUCUUGUACAGGUCAAAUAUUAUCCAAAACAUUGUAAGAGAGAGAACCAGGUUUUCUUAGUGAAAAACUUGUUGUGAAUGCAAGAAAAUAGAAUGCGAGUUACUUUUUAUGAAACGCAACUGACCAAGUGCUCAAUCAAAGGUUUGGAUUCACUGAAACAACGUCAUUUAAACGACUGAGAAAUGAUUUUCUUACUAUUUUAGAUUUUCGUGGAAGAGGAAAUGCUUCAUAUUUGCAAAACAAAAAGACUGUGUACAAAAGUGUUAUGUAUAUAAACGGAAAGUGUCCUUUAUUCAACACUAUAUAUGGUGUGUGGUAAUUCUGCAGGGUAGAAUUCUAUACGCUCUCCGAGAUGGUAUCGGGACAUGUGAUAUGAUAUGAAAUGACAGAAUCAACUGUGACAGCUUUUUAACGGGAAGCUCCCCGACACUUUCUGUGAGUUAUGCAAAGGUGUCAACCUUAGGUUUAUAGACGAGAGAAAUCAGGUACUCAUUAAAAUACUAAUAACAUCUAUUUCCAUUUCUAAUUUAUUUUGAGUUAUCUCAACGAUAGAUGUCCGAGUAAUAAUCUAUAAACAGACAAAAGAUUUGAUGGGUAUAGAACAAAGUGCUGUUUAAAAUGCCUUCUUAACGAACGCCAGUCAAUUUGCUUCAGGAGUUUAUUAUUGUGAUGAUCAAUUCCCUUAUUGACUGGCGCGUCAAUUUAAUUCUCUCUUAGGUUUUAAUUUAUUUCAAAUGGAUUUACACGUAAACCGUCUGGGAUCUGAUGUAUGUAUGCCUUACGAUCUACUUUACUUGAUGUCUUUUUGUAAAUAGUGAGUAAUUGUGAUGUUUUACCUAAAAAGAAAAGACUUCAGAAUUGUGUUUUUCAUGAUGACUAUUCGCUUUACUAACUUUCCAGGGACCCUAUUAACAAAGUGUCUGAGUAGGAGUGCAGGGCCCAGUUUCCCAAACGAUCCUACGGUUCUAACGAUUAACUUAGCCUUCAGAUACUUUUGGGAAACUGGGCCCUGGUCUAGGA
Molecule: messenger RNA, 17578 nt
Organism: Coregonus sp. 'balchen'
Lineage: Eukaryota; Metazoa; Chordata; Actinopteri; Salmoniformes; Salmonidae
Source: the annotation of a GenBank genome assembly